AAUGGUUUACUGCGGUUUCAGAGUUUGUUGAGAAAAGGCAUAAAAAUAUUUAUUGGGUAAAUCUGCAUAGCGCGGGCGACUCUAGUGAGUUUACAGAGAUCUGCUAAGCCGCAAUCAAUGCAUCAUAGACUGAAUUAUACUCACAUUUUAACACUGGAUAUAGGGACAUUCUCACGGAAGGUGGAGAGGAUACAGAACACCUGUUAAAGACGUAUCUAAAAUGAACCGAUAAUCCAGUUUGAUUUUGAAAAUGGCAUAACAUGGCAUUGUUCCGAAUGAAAAUCGCACCAAGCAUCUGCUUCGCCUGAUUCCUUCAUAAAAACGACUCGUAUUAUAUGUAGUUACAAGCAUGGAAGAUUUUGAUCAUUUUCAUCAGCAAAUUGAAGAUUUUCUUAGCGAGUUUAAAAACAAAUCGAAAAACCUCUCCGCUGUUGCUGCGUUUAACUUACAUAUAAAGACUACAGCAAACGAUACAAAUGUGACGAAAAUCGAGAACGACUCAAAUAAACAUGUCGUCGGAAACAUCAUUUUGAUAACAGCAUAUACCAUUUUGAUGUGCAUUUCCUUAUUUGGAAAUAGUAUUGUCUGUUACGUCAUCGUUCGUAAUAGAAGAAUGUAUACCGUGACCAAUUUUUUCAUCGCCAAUAUGGCAAUAUCGGAUCUGUUUGUCACAUGUUUCAAUGUUCCAUUUAACAUUGCAAGACAUUUACUUGAUGAAUGGCCAUUUGGAGAUUUUAUAUGCCAUCUGAUGAAUUUCUCAUUGAUGAUAUCAGUGUAUGUAUCCACAUUUACGCUGACCGCCAUCGCACUAGAUCGUCAAUAUGUUCUUCUUUAUCCGCUAAAGCCUAGAAUAACCAAACGUUCAGGAUUAAUCAUUUUGGCCUUUAUAUGGGUAAUAUCUUUUCUCUUGUCAUUGCCGUAUGGAAUUUAUACUGAAGUGUCCGAGGUCAACUUCCUGUUAAGAAGAGUGAAAAGAUGCAGAUCUAAUUUUCCGGAACCGAAAGAAGAGUUUGAGAAGACAUUGACUAUAACAACAACAAUUAUACAAUAUUUUAUUCCCUUAACCAUCAUAGGGGUUUCAUACGGACGGAUAGUGAGGAAGUUAUGGCGCAGAACCCAUCUUGGCGCAGUCACGCACUCACAACAACGAUCUCAAAAUAAGGCAAAACGCAAAAGUAUAAAACUAUUAAUAACAGUGGUGGUUGUAUUUGCGCUUUGUUGGAUGCCCUUGAAUUUAUAUCAUAUACUGACCGAUUUUCAUCCUAAUACCAGCGUCUUUCAAUACAACAGUACAGCGUUCUUUGUUUUUCAUUGGAUAGCCAUCAGCAGCACGUGCUACAACCCUUUCGUUUAUUGCUGGAUGAACGAAUCAUUUCGAAAAGAGGUAAAGUCCUGUAUAGAUGUUUGUUUCAGAUCUUGUCAAUCAGAUCCUGGAAACAACAAAAAUGGUUUCUUGAGCCGGAGAAAUUUCUUUAAUCGGUACAGUCUGAAAACAAUGUCGACGAUUUUACGACCAAGUUCCACCUUCAGUACCAUUCCGUAUUCUACCAAAUCCUGUCUAGAUUCCUCAGGCAAAUCCAAGGACGACAUUCCUUUGUUUGAGACGAAUCACACUGUGUUUUCAGAUAUUUCAAAUACAUAACCCGGUUCUUGUUAAACUUUCCCACGAAAUAUUCCAUCCAAUUUUAUUCCAUGUUUACAGCUUUGUUAAAAAUGAAGAAAUUGUAUGUUUCUGUUGACCAUUUAACGGUAGAGGUGUCCUGUUCUGUCUCAUUACUUCUCUUUUAAUCAAUGUUUGUAUAAAAACUGC
Messenger RNA from Saccostrea cuccullata (small rock oyster), 1810 nucleotides. Its product is annotated as G-protein coupled receptor 83-like. The coding region runs from base 350 to 1642 and encodes 430 amino acids. The transcript is spliced from 2 exons. Gene Ontology annotation, cellular component: neuron projection; plasma membrane. The record is from RefSeq and is a predicted model, not a curated record. Gene Ontology annotation, biological process: G protein-coupled receptor signaling pathway. NCBI's taxonomy places the organism in Eukaryota, Metazoa, Mollusca, Bivalvia, Ostreida, Ostreidae. Gene Ontology annotation, molecular function: neuropeptide Y receptor activity; neuropeptide binding.